Aethalodelphis obliquidens (Pacific white-sided dolphin) is the source of this 2102-nucleotide messenger RNA. RefSeq names its product interferon regulatory factor 7 (gene IRF7). The record is from RefSeq and is a predicted model, not a curated record. Gene Ontology annotation, cellular component: nucleus. Gene Ontology annotation, molecular function: RNA polymerase II cis-regulatory region sequence-specific DNA binding; DNA-binding transcription factor activity, RNA polymerase II-specific; protein binding. Gene Ontology annotation, biological process: regulation of transcription by RNA polymerase II; immune system process. The transcript has 8 exons. NCBI's taxonomy places the organism in Eukaryota, Metazoa, Chordata, Mammalia, Artiodactyla, Delphinidae. Bases 582 to 2054 code for a protein of 490 amino acids.
CGAAAUUUCCCGCGCCGGCGGUGCCACUACCAGGUACUCGGGACUCCCAACCCACGCGGAGCGAGAAAGGCAGCGACGGCCGCGUCGGACCCCAGGUUCGCUCCGCGGAGCAGUGACCAGGAGGGGGCGGGCAGAGCGGGUGACGGCGAGGGGCACGGGUCCGGAACUGGGGGACCUGGAGGCGGAGAUCGCGGUGACGCGCGGGGUGGGGCGGGUUAGGUUUCGUUUUCCCGCAGCGCGCGGUUUCGUUUUCCUACGGCCGUUCCCGUCGCGCCCCCGCAGGGCCCAGCCCGGACGCCGGCUCGACACCUGUGGCCCCUCGUGUGCCCGAGGCCCCGCCGCAUCUGUAGCCACACCCAUCGCCUCCUUGGCCAGGACUCACCUGGGCAACACCGUGGCCAGAAGUCCUCAACUUCCGUCUGUGAUCCCAACACUUGGGACCCCAACACCCGGGACUACCUGCGGAGACUCACGCGGAACCCUCCUCUCACCUGCGCUAUCCCCCGACUGCCCCCGCGACCCCAGCCCUCGCCGCGGAGGGCGCGCCGCUCUCUCUACGCCCAGCCCUUGCGGAGGGAGCAAUGGCCGUGGCUCCCGACGGGGGGACCCCGCGCGUGCUCUUCGGAGACUGGCUUCUGGGCGAGGUCAGCAGCGGCCGCUACGAGGGACUACGGUGGCUGGACGCGGCCCGAACGCGCUUCCGCGUGCCCUGGAAGCACUUUUCGCGGAAGGACCUGGGAGAGGCCGACUCGCGCAUCUUCAAGGCCUGGGCUGUGGCCCGCGGCAGGUGGCCUCUCCGCAGCAGCGCAGGUGCCCGGCCUACCGCUGAGAGUGCGCUCCGAGCUUCCUGGAAAACCAACUUCCGCUGCGCGCUGCACUGUACGCGGCGCUUCGUGAUGUUGCAAGACAACUCGGGGGACCCUACCGACCCUCAUAAGGUGUACAUGGUCACCCCCGGGCCGGCGUGCGGAGAAAGCCCAAGCAUUAUUAGCCAGGGGGAGGACAAGGCCCUUGAAGAUGCCCCACCUACAAGGGAUGGGCUUCUGGGGCCAUACCUGGCAGCAGAUGCUGGCGAGAGGCUGGGGCAUGGGCUGGCCGGGCUGAGCCCUGAGCCCUGUGCCCCAAGCCCAGCUGGAGAUGCUGGGGACCUAUUGAUCCAGGCUCUGCAGCAGAGCUGCCUGGAGGACCAUGUGCUGAAAGCUGCGUGUGGGGUGGAGCCGAUAGCCCCUGGGGCUCCUGACACAGGCCCACCCCCAGCCCCCUGGCAGCCGCGAGAGGCGGAGCCCCGCACCACAGCCUCCCCCAGUGCCUGCACCCUGAUGGCAGGGCAUCUACACGUGGCUGGUCCCACCUGCUCACAGCUCGGUCUGCACACACUGCCCAGCUUGGGGGCCCUGGACUUGACCAUCACGUACAAGGGCCGAACAGUGCUGCGGGAGGUGGUGGGGCGCCCGAGCUGUGUGCUCCUGUAUGGCCCCCCCGAUGUAGGUGGUGGGGCUUCAGAGCACCAGCGAGUAGCCUUUCCUAGCCCCGCCGAGCUGCCCGACCAGAAGCAGCUCCACUACACAGAGAAGCUGCUGCAGCACGUAGCCCCCGGCCUACAGCUGGAACUCCGGGGUCUCAGGCUGUGGGCCCGGCGCCUGGGCAAGUGUAAGGUCUAUUGGGAGGUGGGAGGGCCCCUGGGCUCGGCCAGCUCCUCCACCCCCGCCCGCCUGCUGCCCCGGAACUGCGACACCCCCAUCUUUGACUUCAGCACCUUCUUCCAAGAACUGGGGGAGUUUGAGGCCUGCCGGCGCCGGGGCUCCCCUCACUACACCAUCUAUCUGGGCUUUGGGCAGGACCUGUCAGUGGGAAGGCCCAAGGAGAAGAGCCUGGUCCUGGUGAAGCUGGAGCCAUGGCUGUGCCGGGCAUACCUGGAGGGCGUGCAGCGCGAAGGCGCGUCCUCUCUGGACAGCGGCAGCCUCAGCCUCUGCCUGUCCAGCUCCAACAGCCUCUAUGAUGACCUGGAGCACUUCCUGGAGCACUUCCUGAUGGAGGCGGAGCAGCCCGGCUAGGCUGGGUCCCCAACCCCUCCCAAUCUAAUAAAAAGAUCCCAAGAACCA